This is a messenger RNA of Platichthys flesus (European flounder), 2132 nucleotides long. RefSeq names its product RNA binding motif protein 12Ba (gene rbm12ba). Gene Ontology annotation, cellular component: ribonucleoprotein complex. Gene Ontology annotation, molecular function: RNA binding. The coding region runs from base 161 to 1975 and encodes 604 amino acids. Lineage: Eukaryota; Metazoa; Chordata; Actinopteri; Pleuronectiformes; Pleuronectidae. The record is from RefSeq and is a predicted model, not a curated record. The transcript has 2 exons.
AACGGCUUGUGGGGGAGUCAGUGGAAUCCAGCCCGCUGCAGCAGAGGUUGAGACGGAGGACCGGCGGCAGCAACAAGUAGCAAAGCGACCUGUUAACCACUGCGGUGUAUUUUUGUUGUUUUUACCUGAGUUGCGACCCCACCCUACCUGCUAUGACAAAAUGGCCAUUAUCCUGUGCUUGCGAGGGCUCGAUGUGAAGGCAGGUACUGAAGAUAUAAGGCAGUUCUUUAAAUGCCUGUUUAUACCCAAUGGUGGCGUGUACAUAGUGGGAGGAAGUCUCAGAGAGGCUUUUAUUGCAUUCACCACCGAGCGAGAUGCCAAACUCGCCAUGACUCACACUGGAGAUCUGCUCAAGGGGUCCAAAGUGACCCUACACAUCAGCAGCAUGGAGGAGCUGGAGCUUAAGUUAAAGCUACAUAUGAAGAGGAAGGAUGUGACGUUGCAGAUGAAGAAAGAGGCUUUGAAGUUGCAGAAGAAGACACAGGAUGUGACGUUGCAGAUGGAAAGGAAGGAGGAGAAGUUACAAAUGAAGAUACAGGAGGAGAAGAAUAUAAAUAAACCCUCCCCCACCCAACAAGGUAUCAAGAGUCCUCAAACAUCUCCGGAUGCGAAUUGGCCCCCUUUGAAUGCACACGAUCUCAAUACUUUAAAUCUAGCAUCAUCUACUGCGCGGCCUCUUGAUCCCCGCAUUGCAAAACGGAAUCAGCCUUUGCAUCAAAAUACUGCAACUCUACAAACUGCAGUAGUGAACACACUUGAUCCCAAUACUGCCUUUCUUCUCGGGAUGUGCACCGUCCUUCAAAGGCUCCAGACAUCCAGUCCUGAACAAAACAGUGAGGGCGGGCAAAAUACUGAUUUCCCCAAUGCAGACAGCAAAUCUGUCGCGUGUGAUUUUGUAAGGACAUCAGAACUAACCCUGGACUCAAGCCCCGGUUAUGUCAGGCUCUUUGGUCUGCCUACCUCAGCUACAAAAGAGGACAUAUGCAGCUUUUUCGCAGGGUUGGAAGUACAGGAAGCCAUGGUUAAUGUGAGGUUGGGACGCGGCCAUGGCUGCCUUGUGAAGUUUGCAAAAGUGGACGAUGAAUGCGAUGCUCUUCAUUUCAACAAUCAGUUCCUGGGGCCCAACCGUGUGGAGGUACGUGGAGCAACUGAGAAGAUGUGGACCAGUGCGCUGCAGGAAUGUGAGAAUGUUGAUGAUGGUAUGAGAGGGAAGCCCCACCCAAACCCCAAACAAACAUUCCCUUUGUUACCGCUGAGGAAGAGGCGGUCGGAUCAUCUGUCUCCAAAUAAACAGAUAAAAAAGCCAAGACCAUACUGUGAGUCAGUAUCUUCCUUAGCUCCAAGAAUGGACUACAUUGUCAUGGCCUGCAAUCUCCCCCAAAAGAUGACUAAGACUGAAAUAAAGGAAUUGUUUCAAUGUCCAAACCUUGCACACAAAAGUGUACUUCACCUGCUGGACAACGAAGGCAACAGAACAGACACAGCUUUUCUUAUUUUUAACCGCAUUGAGGAUAAAGACUAUGCAAUAAAUCUCAAUGGGUGCCAUGUGGGUUCUGCCAUCAUUGAGGUAUCAUCAAUCACACAGGAAAAGAUGAAGGACUUGAUGGCUAAAACCCAUCCCAGGAUGAUGAGGAUGAAACCAAAUCAGAAGAGGAAAUCUGCCCCACACUCAAAGAGAACUGCUCAGAGGUGCUUGUUUGUUAGAAACUUGGCGUCAGAUGUAAAAGUGAGUCAAAUGCAAAACCUGUUCUGCAAGUACAAACCGAUGGAUAUACAUAUAUUGCAUGACAGUGAUGGCAACAGUAUUGGUGAGGCCAUAGUUCAGUUCAAGUCACCGAAGCCUGCAGCCCUGGCCCAAAGGCUCAAUGGUCAGGACUUAAUGGGGGCCCACCUGCUCCUAACCUGCAUUAGUGUAAAGCAGAUGAAUGACAUCUUGGCAAAAACAUUGCCAUCACCGUUGCCAAAGACUGACUGAGAUCUUCAUGUUCCUUUCAAGACAUUUAUAUUCCAGCUGUUAUUCUGCUCCACUUAAUCAGCCCAUUGAAUUUCUUUUUUUACCUAUCAAAUGUCUUAAUUUUGUUCUGUUAUUAUUUUGUACCGUCGAUUUAAAAAUAAAUAUUGUUUAAACACUG